CGCCACCUCCUCCUCGGUAAUCCCGGUAGUCUGGUCGGGUACGAGGUCUGCUUGACCAUUCCCUAGAAGAUGGAGAGCACAUGAAGCCUUGCACGGUUUAUAUAAAACAGCAGAUGCUGUAAAAACGUUAACAGUCAGUGCAGAUACUUUUAUCAUCUCCACAUCAACGAGUGUGAAAAUCAGUAUGACUGUCAUAAGAACACUCUUCAUCGUAUUAAUUGUUACGGUGGCAUUAUUUGAAAUUAGUUUGGCUCAGCGAUUGCUUAUGCCAUCGAUCGAACGCUGUGGUUCCGGAGUAAAUUCAGGUGUAAAAGACGGCUUUGGCGCCAAAGGAGGUUGCAGAAGCAAUCAAGGCGAUCUGCAACCUGGUAUAAAGAGACCAAUCGGAGGCUAUGGAAAUAGUCAAGGAAAUCGAAAACCUGGCAUAAAACAACCCAUUGAAAACUAUGAGAAUGAUCAAGGAAAUCGACAGCCUGGUAUGAGGAGACCGGUCGAGGACUACGGAGAUAAUCAAGGAAAUCGUCAACUAGGCAUCAAGAGACCAAUUGAAAACUAUGGACAUAACAAUCAAGGAAAUCGACAACCUAGCAUGAGGAGACCAGUCGAAGACUACGGAGAUAAUGAAGGAAAUCGUCAACCAGGCAUAAAGAGACCAAUUGAAAACUACGGAUAUAACGAUCAAGGAAAUCGACAACCGGGUAUGAGGAGACCCAUCAAGGACUACAGCGAUAAUGAAGGAAAUCGUCAACCAGGUAUAAAGAGACCAAUUGAAAACUAUGGAAAUAAUCCAGGUUACAAAGCUCAACAACCUGGUGUAAGAAGACCAACUGGCGACUACGAUGCUAGUGCUGGCUGUGGUGUUAAAGAGGGUUGCGGUGCUAAAGGAGAUUACGGAAAUGAUCGAAGAACUUACCGAGGUCCCGAAGAUUAUGGUCGUGGAAAUCAACAAAAUAGAGAAGUUUAUUCUUAAUAUUCAAGAAUAAUAAUGAAGGCUUUGUUCACUAUACGUGCCAUCCUCACAAGUUUGUAAUUUUUCUUAAAUUUACAAUAAAAAAGCUCUGAUACAA
Molecule: messenger RNA, 1067 nt
Organism: Nasonia vitripennis (jewel wasp)
Lineage: Eukaryota; Metazoa; Arthropoda; Insecta; Hymenoptera; Pteromalidae
Product: 50 kDa spicule matrix protein-like
Exons: 12
Coding region: 185-970 (261 amino acids)
Source: RefSeq, a predicted model, not a curated record